AUGGGCAUCAGUGGAGACCUCAUCGACGGUAUCCCGGUGCAGAACAAGUGGAUCAAUAUCGUCCGUGACAACUUGGACGAUUUCGGGAAGCAAGAUCCUGAGCAAGGACAGCGCCAAGCUGGAGACUUGAUGCAGAACAUGAUCAUGGGCCGCAUGGAGAGGAUCACAGGUGCACCUAUGCCGGUGUUUCUCGAAGGCUACGGAGAGAGCGAAGGCAUUUACAAGAUCGUGAUUGGGCCACGGUCAGUGGUCGUCGUCUCCGAUCCAGUGGUUGUCAAGCGCAUCCUCACGAGCUCGCCGGAGCUUUACACCAAGGGUAUCCUGACGGAAGUGCUCGAGCCCAUCAUGGGCCAAGGGCUGAUUCCGGCUGAUCCUGAAACCUGGAGGAAGCGCCGCCGGGCAAUCGUGCCUGGCUUUCACAAGAAGUGGCUGACGGAGGCCACUCGACAAAUGGUGGAAUGCGCUGUGAAUCUCGCUGAUGACCUGGAGCGUUCCAUUUCAAUAUCUUCUUCGCACGUGGCCGAGGUCAACAUGGAGGAAAAGUUCACUUCUGCUUCGCUCGACAUCAUUGGCAAGGCCAUAUUCAACUACGACUUUGGCUCCACAACGCACGAGUCGCCGCUGAUCCGCGCAGUCUACAACCUUCUCCGGGAGGCGGAGCGCCGCGCCCAGUCGGUUAUCCCGUACUGGAACCUGCCAGGGGCGGACGCGAUGUUCCGAGACCAAAAGGAUCACAGCGAGAACUUGGCGUUGGUCAAUGCUGUCCUGGAUGAGCUCAUCCGAAACGCCUUGGAGGACCCUCCCGAAGAGGGGGACAAGCUGUCCUUCCUCCAGUUUCUGGUCAUCACCAAGGGUGAGGAUGUGACCACCAGGCCGGACAGUAGAACCGGUAGCGGUAGCAGGCGCAGUUGA
Messenger RNA from Symbiodinium necroappetens, 912 nucleotides. The record is from the annotation of a GenBank genome assembly. Lineage: Eukaryota; Dinophyceae; Suessiales; Symbiodiniaceae.